Molecule: messenger RNA, 966 nt
Organism: Archocentrus centrarchus (flier cichlid)
Lineage: Eukaryota; Metazoa; Chordata; Actinopteri; Cichliformes; Cichlidae
Gene: or70b1
Product: olfactory receptor, family 70, subfamily B, member 1
Exons: 1
Coding region: 4-966 (320 amino acids)
Biological process (GO): G protein-coupled receptor signaling pathway; detection of chemical stimulus involved in sensory perception of smell
Cellular component (GO): membrane
Molecular function (GO): G protein-coupled receptor activity; odorant binding; olfactory receptor activity
Source: RefSeq, a predicted model, not a curated record
CUGAUGGAAAACCACACAUUCAACAGCUUUACCCUCCAGCUGGAGGGAUUGAAGGUCACAGAGGUUUCCAAAUAUCCCGUCUUUUUCUCUUUCCUUUUCUCCUACAUACUGAUAAUGACAACCAACAUCAGCAUCAUUGUCCUGGUUUUCAUUGACAAAAGCCUUCACCAGCCAAUGUAUCUCCUGUUCUGUAACCUGCCCUUUAAUGACAUUGUUGGAAACUCGAUCAUGAUACCUCGUUUACUUUCAGAUAUUCUUCUGCCUACUUCUGAGCGCCUCAUCAGUUAUUAUGAGUGUCUUGUUCAGGCUUUCACCACACAUAUGUAUGGCACCACUUCCCACACUGUGCUCAUGAUUAUGGCCUUUGACAGAUAUGUGGCCAUCUGUAAUCCUCUGCGAUAUGCUUCCAUAAUGACCAACACAAUGGUGAUCAAGCUGACAGUUUCUGCCUGGGGGGUGGCCUUUGUUUUGGUCGGGAUUCUGCUCGGUCUGACCAUACGGCUGAGUAGAUGCAGGACUAUGAUCACAAAUCCUUUCUGUGACAAUGCCUCAUUAUUUAAGCUCUCCUGUGAGAACGUGGACAUUAAUAAUGUCUAUGGCCUCGCUUUCACUGUGGUCCUGUUCACAGGUUCUAUAGGCUGCAUGGUUCUCACCUAUAGUCAGAUUACAGUGGUCUGUGCGAGCAGGAAGAACAAGUCUUUGAACAGUAAGGCCUUAAAGACCUGCAGCACUCACCUCUUUGUCUACAUGAUUAUGUUAUUUUCUGGGGUUCUCGUCAUAACGCUGCAUCGCUUUCCUCAGUUCGCCGACUACAGGAAACUGUGUGCCAUUUUGUUUCAUAUCAUCCCAGGAAGUCUGAACCCCAUCAUUUAUGGUGUGCAGUCAAAAGAGAUACGAAAAUUCCUGUUGACGGUGUUCCGCUUCAAAAAGGUUUUACCGUCAUUGUCAAGCAAACAUUUAGGAUGA